UGCAAAUCAUGCUCGCUCUUCUCCUCGCCGUCUGCCUCGCAGUCGCCAACCCCCUCGACAAACGCGCCUCCCUCGUGCACUGCACCACCGAGCAAAAGUCCAUGGUCCAAAACGCCCUGAUCCAGUCCUCGCGCAUGGCGCAGGCCGGCGCCUCAGCCAUCCGCUCCGGCUCGUCCUACGGCAACAACCUGUUCCAGACCUUCUUCAAAACCACCGACGAGUCCUCCAAGUCGCACGUCGCCAACAUCCUCGACCAGAUUGCCGAGGAAGCGCAGGCCCGCGGCAGCGGCAGAGUGACCUACUCGUGCACCCCCGACGGCAUUCCCUGCUCUGACUCCGAGUCGUUCACAGUGACGGCAUAUGGAGAGACGGAUGGCUACAAUGGGGAUAUUCGCACCUGUCCGGCGUACUUCAGCAUCCCGAGUUUCUCGAAUAAUUGCGAUGCGUUGGACCAGGCCACGUCGACGACGCAUGAGAUGGCCCAUACGAAGGGUAUCUAUGGGAUCGAGACGUAUGGGUAUUAUGCGGUGCAGGGACUGGAUUCGCAGUCGGCGUUGAUUAAUGCCGAGAGUUAUGCGUUUUUCUCGAAGGCGGCGUUGUUGCAUUGUCAGGUUUAA
Aspergillus steynii IBT 23096 is the source of this 617-nucleotide messenger RNA. RefSeq names its product putative metalloproteinase. The coding region runs from base 9 to 617 and encodes 202 amino acids. The record is from RefSeq and is a predicted model, not a curated record. Gene Ontology annotation, molecular function: metalloendopeptidase activity. NCBI's taxonomy places the organism in Eukaryota, Fungi, Ascomycota, Eurotiomycetes, Eurotiales, Aspergillaceae. Gene Ontology annotation, biological process: proteolysis. The transcript has 2 exons.